CCAGGUGUGGCACGGGGGAAGAAACAGGUAUCCUGUACUCGUGCGCGGGUUGCAGACAUCAGUAUUCGCUGAGUUUCUGUGAAACUCUCCUGUAGUUUUGUGGAAGCGUGGAGCAGCGGUGGGUAUUUAGGCUGAGGAAGGAAGCUUCAUGCAGGAACAAGCAAUGAAAGGUCUAUAAUUAUCUCCAAGUGCUUUUUUGCUUUUCUUUUCUUUUCUCCUUCGGAAUGACGGACGGACGGUCGGGUUGAAGAAGGGAUUCCGCGUGUUGUCCGAAAACAUGGAGGAAUGGUUUUGAAAACGUUUUUGUCCAGUGUUUUGAACUCGAGUACAGUGUAUGAACCUAUGCACUCUUCAGCACACACAUCGAGCUGUUUGAAUUAGUUCAUUUGAGUCAAUAUUUAUGCGUUUGGGACCGCUUUGGGCCAUCUGCACUCUUCCUGUCGAAGGAUAAGCAACGCCCAGUAAACCGGAAACGCAAAUCAACAGGCGGCUCCAAGUCGAUGUAAGUUAGGCUCCUUCGAAAGGACUGGAGCAGUGAUGGAGGACAUUGACAUCGAGCAGGAGGAGCCGUUUCCCGUGGACCGAGAUGGGAGACACUUUAAGGGUGAAGAAGACCAGCCUGAUAACAAGAGAGAAAUGGGAUGUUGUGAGAAGUUCCAUUAUUCUAUGUCCAGAUGGAUGCUUCCAGAAGAUCUUCGCGAAACCUAUCUGGAACGGGCCAACUGCCUUCCUCCGCCCAUCUUCAUCAUCCUCAUCAGUAUUGCAGAGCUGGCAGUGUUCAUCUACUAUGCUGUGUGGAAGCCUCAGAAGCAGUGGGUGACCCUGGAUGAAGGCAUCUGGAACAGCCCGCUCUCAUACAAGCCUGAGUCCAGGAAGGAGGCAUGGCGCUUUUUCUCCUAUAUGUUUGUCCAUGCUGGUGUGCAGCAUAUUGUGGGAAACCUGUUGAUGCAGCUGCUGGUGGGCAUCCCGCUGGAACUGGUCCACAAAGGAUUUGAAGUGGGAAUGGUUUACCUCUGUGGUGUCUUGGCAGGCUCGUUGGCCAGCUCCAUCUUUGAUCCUUUCAGUGCUUUGGUGGGAGCUUCUGGGGGUGUUUAUGCCCUGUUAGGAGGCUAUUUUAUGAACGCAGUAGUGAAUUUCCGAGAGAUGAUUCCUCUCCUUGGAAUAUUUCGUAUCCUCGCCAUUGUGAUAUUUGUUGGCACAGAUUUUGGAUUUGCCUUCUACAGAAGAUUUGUCAGCCAGGAGGCUGGUAUGCAGGUGUCUUUUGUGGCUCAUUUUGGAGGAAUCGGGGCCGGGAUGACCAUCGGCUAUGUCUUCUUCAGCGCUUACAACCAGAAGCUACUCAAAGACCCACGUUUCUGGCUGUGUAUAGUAGGCUACAUACUCUGUGUGGUCUUUGCUGUGGUCUUUAAUAUCUUCCUGUCCCCAGCACCAUAGGGACAUAAAGCUGCACUCACCAACCAAUUUUUAUUUUUAUUUUUAUUUUUAAUUAACACUAAACGCCUUAAUAUCACACUCAGGAAGCUGUAUUUUAUACUGAUGCAUUUCAGUACAAUCUAAUGCACAGGGUAUUUAAUGUUUUUCUAUCAGAUUUUCUUCUUUAAGUUGAAUUUGGGAGUUCAAGGGGAAAGGUUCAGUCUGCUGUUUAGAGUUGUAGAAUUGCAGAAGGAAUAGUUAAACAUUUUAGAAAAUGUCAACCAAAAUAGGCCUUAAAAAGUGAGUAAUGUGGAACUUAAUUCAAUUGUAUCUGUGCUUUUCGAAUGCGUUUUCAUUUUUUCAUGUGUUUUUUUUCUGUGUUUUAGUGUUUUUUUUAAUGUUUUCAUAAAAAAAUGUUUAGACCUCUUUGUACUUGUCAUGAUUAUCAGGAAGUUUAGUAGGAAAUGACACCCAGACUGUUUUUUUUUAUCAUUGUAUGCUAUUCUGUGCUAAUCUUCUGUUGAAUCAUCAUUGACUUUUAGCAUUUAUAAAAUAUGCCUUAAACGUGUUGAAAUCCCCGCAUUAAAACGUGAAAUUUCA
Molecule: messenger RNA, 2013 nt
Organism: Etheostoma spectabile (orangethroat darter)
Lineage: Eukaryota; Metazoa; Chordata; Actinopteri; Perciformes; Percidae
Gene: rhbdl2
Product: rhomboid, veinlet-like 2 (Drosophila)
Exons: 9
Coding region: 538-1434 (298 amino acids)
Cellular component (GO): membrane
Molecular function (GO): serine-type endopeptidase activity
Source: RefSeq, a predicted model, not a curated record